AUGCCUGCAGAAGCGGUUGUGAACAACCUUGACUUGAAAACUAUUCCUAAUGAAUUAAAAUGCCUCAAUGAUUUGGAGGAACAUUUAGUAGCAUUGCAUAUUCCAUUUUUGAAAAUGUUGGCUUUGCCAAGAGGUGGUCAAAAAGGCGUUCAUGGGCCAGUUGUUUGUGUACCAUCGAGUGUGGUGGAAGCAACAAGCUUUUUACCAAGAAUUGAAUCAGAGGAUCAGACAAUAAGAGUUAAACUGAAGCGAAAACUGACAUACAAAGGUCACUACCAGUUUAAAUGUGUUAAGAAACGUCAUGUCAAAAAUGCUUUAGUGUAUCUUCAAAAGAAUAAUAAAUGGUAUAAAGAUAUAAAAUUCAAUGUGGAUUGGGAAAACACUCUAUCAAGAAAUGAAGAUAAUGAGAACUCUUCUGACGAAGAACAUAGUGAAACAUCUGAUACAGAGAAUGAACCAGACGAUGUUCAUGGAAUGUCCAGUCAAAAGUGUCAAUUGCUCUUCGUAAAGGGAAAUGGUAUUGCUUUAGGUGAGAAAGUGACAUCGAAGGUUCUAACAAACCGAGACAAACUGAUAGAAAUUAUAAAGAAUGAUGAAGGCUACAAAUUUAUGACACCUAUCAGAGGAACACCACCUUACUGGCAAGCUACCCAAAAAGAUAUUUUUGCAAUGAUAAGGCAAUUAGGUAUACCGACCUGGUUUUGCUCAUUUUCAUCUGCUGACUUGCGAUGGAAGGAAAUUGUGGAAACAAUACUCCAUGAACAGGGUGACUAUAGCACUUCUGCUAAUGAUCUUGAUUGGUCUCAGAAAUGUGAAAUACUAAGACAGAACCCAGUAACAGCAGCUAGAAUGUUUGAUCACAGAUUCCAUUAUUUUUUAACUCAUGUAAUAAUGUCUUCAGCACGUCCUAUUGGGCAUAUCAAAGACUAUUUUUACAGAGUAGAAUUUCAACAACGUGGUUCACCACACACGCAUUGCUUAUUCUGGGUGGAAAAUGCUCCAAUUGUGGACAAUGAUGCUGAUGAUAAAGUGAUUGAUUUUGUUGACAAGUAUGUAACUUGUAAUAUGCCUUCUCUAGAAGAGGAUUCAGAAUUGCACGAAAUUGUAAACAAAGUCCAAAAACACAGCACAAGGCAUUCAAAAUCUUGCAAGAAGAAAGGCACAAAUUGCAGGUUCAAUUUUCCACGACCUCCUUGCACAAGGUCAUUCAUUUGUCGAUCUGAUAAUGGAACAGAUGAGUUGCAAUUAAAAAACGUUUUAGAAGGAGAUUCUGAUGUAACUGAUGACGAAGAUUCUGAUAUGGGAAUACAUAAAUUGUCUAUGACAAAAGAAAGUGCAAAGAAAAUUCUUGGAAAUGUUUGGAAAGCCCUUUCAGAUAAUCAAAAAGAAUAUAAAAGUGUAGAUUCUUUAUUCUUGGAUAUAGGAAUUACUCAGGAAAUCUUUGAAAAGGCAAAUAGAUUAUUAACAAAGAAAACAUCUGUUGUUUUGAAACGACAGCCAAAUGAUGUAUGGGUGAAUCAGUAUAAUGCAGAUCUACUCCGUUGUUGGGAUGUAUACAAACGAGAAAUGGGGUUAUUGUUGGAUCAUGCUCAAAAAGAAGCUACAAAAGAAGGCAAUGUUGAUGCUAAGAAAGCAUUAAAACAGUUAGGAAAUGUAUACCUUCAAAACAGAGAAGUUAGUGCCCAAGAGGCUGUAUAUAGAGUAUGUAAUCUGAAGCUGAAACAGGCAUCACGAAAAGUCCAGUUUAUUCCAACUGGGGACAAUCCUGUUAAAAUGAGUUUGCCAUUUGAGGUCAUCAGAAAACAAAAUGAAUGUGCUAUUGUAGAUGAAGAUGAUAUAUGGAUGACUAGCAUAGUUGACAGAUACAAAGCUAGACCAGAUGGACAAGAGUUUGAUAUGUUGUGUCUUGCUGCAUUUUGCUCAGAGUACAGAGUUCUUUCAACAUCUGAAAUGUCAAAUGUCAAUAAUGAGAAGAGAAAAAAUCCAGCAGUAACUUUGAAAAAUAACCUUGGUCAUAUGCAAAAAAGGUCUAGAAGUGAGCCUGCUGUUAAAUCGAGCUUAUUUGAGAAAGAAGCUGAUGCUAUUGACACUGCAUCAAAAUUACUUGAUGAAUGUGGACAAUUAGAAGAUGCAUGGGCAAACAUAUGCCCAGAAACUGAAUCUGAACGAAUCGAGUGCCUUGAAGAAGCACAGAAAAAUACUAAUGAUAAUGAGUAUGACACUUCAAUUCCUGAUCUAGAAGAACAACCACAGAUUUCAGAUAGCCAUGUUGUAGUACCUUCUUGUUCAAUGUCAAAGAUUGAGGGACACUCUAUGCUGAGAAAAUUGAAUGUGAAGCAGUCUGAAAUAUUUUACAAAAUCCGACAGUGGUGCUUGGAUAUAAACAAUGGAUUGAACCCAGAUCCAUUUUUUGUGUUUGUCACUGGUGGAGCUGGAACUGGGAAAAGUCAUUUGAUCAAAUCUGUGUAUUAUGAAGCUACACGCAUUCUUGCUCGUUCAUUACCGAAUCCUGAUGAUCUUUCUGUACUUUUAACAGCACCAACUGGUGUUGCUGCAUUUAAUAUUGGAGGUAUGACUGUGCACAGUGCUUUAUCAAUACCAGUUAAUGCAAAGCUACCAUAUGUACCACUGGGCAAUGACAAGAUUAAUAGUGUUCGUUGUAAGCUAAACACUCUUCAAAUCCUAGUGAUAGAUGAAAUUUCCAUGGUGGACCACAAAUUACUUGCUUAUAUCCAUGGUCGAUUGAGACAGAUUAAACAAACUAGCAGUCAUUCACCAUUUGGUAAUGUUUGUGUCAUGGCCUGUGGUGAUUUUUACCAACUGCCACCUGUAAAAGGAAGUUCAUUAUGUCUUGGAAAUGAAGUUGUUAAUCUGUGGAAUGAUAAUUUCAUGAUUGCAGAACUAACUGAAAUAAUGAGACAAAAAGAUGUUGCAUUUGCUGAGACACUUAAUAGGCUGCGAAUUCAUAAGAAAGGAGAGGCACUGUCUUCCAUUGAUGUUGAUAUGCUUGAAGGUCGAGAAACCGGUGAGGAGAGUGAUGCAAUUCAUAUUUUUGGUACAAAUGCACAGGUUAAUGCAUGCAAUGUAAUGAUGCUUCAUAAGCUAUGCACAGAUCCUGUAUAUAUUGAGGCUCAGGAUUAUACCAAAAAUGCAAAGACAGGUAAACUGGAAAGGAAUCAAAAUCCCCAUAAGAAGGUUUACAUGAAUCUGUUACCAGAAAGUAUAACAUUAGCUACUGGUGCAAGAGUGCAACUUACAAAAAACAUAGAUGUUUCAGAUGGUCUAGUUAAUGGUGUAUUUGGAACUGUAAGUCACAUAACUAUGAUACCAGGGAAUAAUUUCCCGUCUGCAAUAUAUGUAAUAUUCGAUAAUGCCAAAGUGGGUGAAAAGUUACGAAAAACAAGUGCAAUUUCUUCAGCAUUGCCAGAAAAUAGUACUAUCAUUAAAGUUAAUGAAGACACUGUUGCACCAAAUGGUGGUAUCAGAAGACAGUUCCCUCUUAAGUUAGCUUGGGCUUGUACAGUCCAUAAAGUACAAGGAUUAACUGUAAGCAGAGCUGUCGUUAACUUAAAAAAAAUCUUUACAUCAGGACAGGCUUAUGUGGCUUUAAGUCGUGUAACAACUUUGAGUGGACUUAUUGUACAGGAAUUUAAACAAUCUGCAAUUUAUUGCAAUGAGAAAGUGCAAGCAGCAUUGGAAAACAUGCCAAAGUUCAUCACCGAUUCAUUUGAGCAGUCAAGCACAAACUACAUGUGUACUUUUAUUAUGCAUAAUAUUCAGGGUUUACAGUCCCAUAUUCAAGACAUUCAAAAUGAUAAUACAUUCUUGGUGUCUGAUAUAAUAUGUCUCACUGAAACAUGGUUAACUGACAGGGAACCUGAUUUUGACAUUCAAUUGAAUGGAUUUAGUUUUAAUCACAAACCAAGACGUCUUUCUUACAAUAUAACUACCGAUAAUACAGCUAAGUUGUUAGAUCAGUGUCAUGGUGGUGUAGCAGUAUAUGCUAAACGUAACAAAUCAUUUAAGAUUUUGAACUUGCCAAUAUCAAAUAUGGAAUGUUUGGUAUUUUGUUUAACUGAUUUGAAUUUAACUGCUGCUGUUAUAUACAGACCAGCAUCAUAUCAGAUAGAGAUAUUCAGAGAAAGUUUGCUUGUCCUUUUAGAAGAACUAGAUAAACAACAAGGUGGAACAAUUAUUAUGGGUGAUUUCAACCAAAAUAUCCUUGUUUCUUCAUCAAUUAUGAAGCUAAUGCAAGACACGGUUUUACGCAGUGU
Messenger RNA from Saccoglossus kowalevskii, 4274 nucleotides. RefSeq lists its product as uncharacterized. The record is from RefSeq and is a predicted model, not a curated record. Lineage: Eukaryota; Metazoa; Hemichordata; Enteropneusta; Harrimaniidae. Gene Ontology annotation, biological process: telomere maintenance; base-excision repair. Gene Ontology annotation, molecular function: uracil DNA N-glycosylase activity; DNA helicase activity.